Knipowitschia caucasica is the source of this 534-nucleotide messenger RNA. NCBI's taxonomy places the organism in Eukaryota, Metazoa, Chordata, Actinopteri, Gobiiformes, Gobiidae. The record is from the annotation of a GenBank genome assembly.
AUGGGCUCUCUGACCUUACCUGGGGGCCUGACCUUGCCUGGGGGCCUGACCUUGCCUGGGGGCCUGGACUUGCCUGGGGGCCUGGCCUUGCCUGGGGGCCUGGACUUGCCUGGGGGCCUGACCUUGCCUGGGGCCCUGGACUUGCCUGGGGGCCUGACUUUGCCUGGGGGCCUGGCCUUGCCUGGGGGCCUGGACUUGCCUGGGGGCCUGACCUUGCCUGGGGCCCUGGACUUGCCUGGGGGCCUGACCUUGCCUGGGGGCCUGGACUUGCCUGGGGGCCUGACCUUGCCUGGGUGCUGUUGUUCCUCUUGGGGGGCCUGCAGCUGCCUCUUCCGUCCACAGGAGCAAGGGGCCUCUGAGGGUCUCUUCUCUCCACAGGAGCUGGGGGCCCGGAGCUGCCUCCUCACAGCAGCGGAGGAGGAUGUGUCCACAGGGGAACCCCAGGAAGUGGUGCGAGUCGCAGCUCAGACCGUCCUGCUGCAUCUGGAGGCCGAGGGCACAGCAGCUGCAGCAAACCUGCACACAGGGUCAUGA